This is a messenger RNA of Symbiodinium necroappetens, 939 nucleotides long. The record is from the annotation of a GenBank genome assembly. NCBI's taxonomy places the organism in Eukaryota, Dinophyceae, Suessiales, Symbiodiniaceae.
AUGGCGCCCAUCCCCGAGGUGCGGGUCGCGCUUCCUGGCGACGUUGUCCGGCGGUCUCCAAAGCGACCGGCGGAAGUGUUUGAAAGCCUGGUCCGAUUUCUGGACAUGAAAACAGAGGAGAUGGGAAAAGUGGGCAAGAGCGCCUUGAGCAUCUUCAGCUCUCGCGUGGCGGAGCCGGGCUCGGACUCGAAAUGGCUCGAGGCGGAGCUGAUGCUCGAGUUCGUCGUCUUCCGGGUGGUCAUGAACGUCUUCGAGGACAGCGAUGGCGGCACCCGGAUCUCCUUCAGGGACCUCCUGGCACAGGAUGCUCUGAGAUUCAACAAGCUCGUUCACCUCAUCGAGCAGGGGGCCUUGGCAGCCGGGGAGAAGCUGACACCGCAGCAGCUCGACGCAGUCGACUUUGAAGAGGAGGAGCCCUUGCUGGAGCCUGCAGAGCAGACGCUUGAAGCGGUGCUUACACUGAUGACGUCUUCUCUGGAAUCGCAAAAGUCUGCCCCAGAUGCAGCACAGAUCUUGGCUUUCUGGGCGCACGACAGCCCACGAACCAGAGCCAAGAUCGCCCGAGCAGCCGCGCAGCAGAACGUUGUCCAAGCUCUGAGACAGAGCAAGACAGUCCUUCCGCAAACGUAUCCCUUGCUCGCAGCAUUGCAACAGAGCACAUGCAUCACACCAGAAGAGUUCGCGGCUUUAAAGCCGGCUGCCAUGGAUGCCACACCACUGGCUGGCCUUGCGGGUAUCACUCGCGCGAAGCUCGGAGACCCGUACAGCUGCGAGUCCGAGGAUCUCCCGAAAGCGCCAAGUGACGACGGCACGGGCACGGAGGGCACUGAGGGCACGGAGGGCACUGAGGGCACGGCAACUGUGUCACCAAGCUCUUCGCAAAGCUGCACUCUUUCACAAAACCGGCGAUCUUGCAGUGACGUUCUGUCCAGCGACUAA